UUAAGGUAGGAAGGUUGAGAACUACUGAUCUAAACCAAACCUUUACUGUCAGAUAAUUCCCCACCCUUCCCUAUUAGGGCAAGUAGGAGAAGGCCUUUGAAAAAACCAUACAAUGUGAUUUUGCAACUCAACCUGUCCCUUCAGUGGAAAGUACCUUGGCUGUGACGUCACCUAUUAAAAAAAGGCGUUAUCUUUCGGCAAGAAUCAGUUUGCAACCAGAGCCAGAGUGCCUUUUUCUUGGACUGGCUUGCCGGGAGCCAUAGAGGAGAAGGGACAGCCUGCUUGAAGAAGGGGGAGAAAAGAAAAGAAAGGAAAGGGGGAGGGAGAUAAAAAGGCAUGUGGUUUCAUGGAUGCCUUCCAGAAUUGUGCCUCUGAGUGUGUCUGUGUGAGUGUGGAGGGAUGGUGGGAGAGAGGAGCGGCUCAUGUAUGUGAAAGAAAGAGUGAGUGAGAGUGAUUUCCAUGACAACUGACCUCGCCAGUCUGUGUACUCUCUGGGCGAUCAUUUGUGCCUUAAUCUCUGCUGUGAAAGGUCAUCUGAAGGAGCGGCGGGACCCACAGCAGGCAGCAGGCUCCUUCUUGCAAAGAGCCUUGCAAAGGGGAUUCAUUUUGGACAGUGCCUCAGCUCAUAGGACCAAGUUUUUGUCUGGGAAAUACAAAAGCAAGCAUGGCGGGGAAAGGCAAACCCUUGGUGUGUCAGGUUUCAAGAUUCAGAGAAAGCAGAAAUGACCAUGACUGCCAACAAAACUGCCAGUGUCACCAGGAGAGCUGGAGGAAGUAAGGUGUCUCGGGAUACUCUUGAUCGGUGCCAGUCAGUCUCUCCACCACCUCUUCUGUACCAGCCAAGAAGCUCAGCGUCAUAUCCCCUGAGUGACAGUGAGGACUCUUGUCGCUCUGGCAGUUUCACCAAAGUAUCCAAUUCCAGGCCGCUCCUCAAGGACGAGACGACCUGGGGGGUUACCUUGAGAAGCACUUCUACAUCCCCUUCAGACACCGAACCUCCAAGUCACCUCCUCAAAGCUGUCAGCAUUGGCUGCUUGGAUAAAAGGCUCUCUCUUUUCCAGACCGAAGACCAAAAGGAAGUGGCCAAGGAAACUCAAGAUGGCGAAGUAGUUGGCAGCCGCCAACUGACCCGAAGCACUCUCUCCUUAGGGACUGCAGCAAGCCUGCGGACCCUUUCCAUUAGCAGGGUCAGCGUCCACUCCCAAGCACUUGAUAUCAGGCAGAAGAUAACAGAAUGGGAAUGCCGCAAGGAGCCUUCGCCUAGAAUGAGUGUAUGCUUGGACAAGAGAGAUGCUGGGGACAGGUCAGGCAGUGAGAGCUGCCCUAGUAUGUUGCCUUCUCCCUCCAGUGAGAAAACCUUUGAAUACAAAGGGUUCCAGAGGAUGAGCAGGACAUUUUCUGAAUGCUCCUAUCCAGAAACUGAGGAGGAGGAAUUUCUGGACAGAGAUUCCUGCCACAGGUUUGAAAAGAGGCCAAGCAGGAGUGAGUCUACCAACACGUUCCUCAAGGGGAAUGCCAGGAAAGAGAGCUCUGCUGUGUUGAACAGAAUACAGAAGAUUGAACAGGCAUUAAAAAAACAGCCUGGAAGGGGUCUCCCUCAAUUGCCCAGUAGCUGCUAUAGUGUUGACAGAGGAAGGAAAAAGUCUGUGACUUUGGGUGCUGCAGAUUGCAUAAGUGAGAAUGUAACUGAUAGCAAAGCAGGGGGUGUUGUUGCUUGUGAGAGUAAUCCAGAGACACCCACUGAGACUGAGAAAACUAGUAAAACACUACACGUUGGACCUAAGCUGCUUCCUGAGAGCCUGGCAAAUACAGCAGUUAACCCUGUGCCCAAGCCCAAGCGCACCUUUGAGUAUGAAGCUGACAAGAAUCACAAAAAUAAACCAAGCAACGGCCUACCUCCUUCACCUCUGGCUGCUGUCCCUCCGCCUCUUCCCUCGACUCCUGCUCCUCCUGUCACCCGCAGGCAGAAGAAAGAGUCACGCUUUCACAGAAAAUCCCAAAAUAGAAAAUCCUUUGAGUUUGAAGACGCUUCAAGUCUCCAGUCCUUGUAUCCUACCUCUCCAAGUGAGAAUGGUACUGAGAACCAGCACAAAUUUGGAUCUAAAAGCACUUUAGAAGAGAACGCUUAUGAAGACAUUGUCGGAGAUUCACCCAAGGAAAACCCAUAUGAGGAUGUGGAGCUGAAAGCCCGUAACGCAGGCCGAAAAUCUCAGCAGAUUUCUGAAAGUUCCCUAGAUUCUUUGCACAGGAUGUGGACUCCCCAGGACAGGAAGUACACAGCACCUCCCCAGUUACCUUCAAAGCCUAGCAGUCAGUCUCUUAGAAUUGUGAACUGGUCAGAAAGAAAAAGCCAUCGGCUGCCACGGCUACCCAAGAGGCAUAGCCAUGAUGAUAUGCUGCUGCUGGCCCAGCUUGGCAUCCCCUCCUCUCCCUCCAGCUUGAAUGAGGACAGUCUGAGUACUACAAGUGAACUUCUGUCCACACGCAGGGCCAGGAGGGUCCCAAAGCUUGUACAAAGGAUCAACUCUAUCUAUAGUGCAAAAAGAGGAAAGAAGAGGUUGAAGAAACUUUCAAUGUCCAAUAUUGAAACAGCAUCACUGAGAGAUGAAAACAGUGAGAGUGAAAGUGAUUCGGAUGAUCGGUUUAAAGCUCACACCCAACGCCUUGUUCACAUCCAGUCAAUGCUGAAGAGGGCUCCGAGCUACCGGACUUUGGAACUGGAGCUGAUUGAAUGGCAGGAACGUGAAUUGUUUGAAUAUUUUGUGGUCGUUUCCCUUAAGAAGAAGCCUUCCAAAAACACGUAUCUCCCUGAAGUCACAUAUCAAUUUCCAAAGCUAGAAAGACCCACAAAACAAGUUCGUGAAGCAGAAGAACGGCUCAAGGCCAUCCCUCAGUUUUGCUUUCCGGAUGCCAAAGACUGGAAUCCAGUAUCAGAAUACAACAGUGAGACAUUCUCUUUCAUGCUGACUGGAGAAGAUGGCAGCAGAAGAUUUGGUUAUUGCAGACGAUUACUACCAAGUGGAAAAGGACCUCGACUACCUGAGGUGUAUUGUGUCAUCAGUCGCCUGGGUUGCUUUGACUUGUUUUCCAAGAUACUGGAUGAAGUUGAAAGAAGGAGAGGAAUAUCUGCUGCUCUGGUUUACCCAUUUAUGCGUAGUCUGAUGGAAUCUCCUUUCCCCGCACCUGGAAAGACCAUCAAAGUCAAGACUUUCCUGCCUGGAGCUGGAAAUGAGAUCAUAGAGCUUCGGCGACCGAUGGAUUCUCGCCUGGAGCAUGUGGACUUUGAGUGCCUUUUCAAAUGCCUGAGUAUUCGACAGAUCAUCAGAAUCUUUGCUUCCCUCUUACUGGAACGACGAGUGAUCUUCAUAGCAGAAAAACUCAGCACCCUCUCCAGUUGCUCUCAUGCCGUGGUGGCUUUGCUGUAUCCCUUCUCCUGGCAACAUACCUUCAUUCCUGUUCUCCCUUCUUCCAUGAUUGACAUUGUGUGCUGUCCUACGCCAUUUCUUGUUGGAUUGCUGUCCAGCUCAUUGCCCAAACUAAAGGAGUUACCAGUAGAAGAGGCAUUGAUGGUGAACCUUGGAUCAGAUCGUUUCAUUAGACAGAUGGAUGAUGAAGACACACUUUUGCCUAGAAAACUGCAAGCAGCUCUGGAGCAGGCUCUAGAGAGGAAGAAUGAUUUAAUAAACCAGGAUUCAGACAGUGAAUCAGAUGAGGAAUGCAAUACCUUGAAUGGAUUAGUGUCAGAAGUUUUUAUCCGUUUUUUUGUGGAGACAAUUGGACAUUAUUCCCUUUUCCUAACUCAAAAUGAAAAGGCAGAGAGAGUCUUCCAGAGAGAGGCCUUCCGUAAAUCCGUAGCUUCAAAGAGCAUCCGUCGUUUUCUAGAAGUUUUCAUGGAAUCUCAGAUGUUUGCUGGGUUUAUUCAAGAUAGAGAACUGAGAAAAUGUAGGGCAAAAGGCCUUUUUGAACAGCGGGUUGAACAAUAUUUGGAAGAGCUUCCAGACACUGAACAAAGUGGUGUAAAUAAAUUUCUACGAGGUCUUGGAAAUAAAAUGAAGUUUCUUCACAAGAAGAAUUGAUUCUACUGGGAUGUGGAUCCAAAGACUAUUUAUGACACUGGGCACAGAGCACCACCUGCAGUUUUUCCGAUGCUGUUGCCGGAGGCGAGAAAAUGAACUGGUCCAAGUUUUAGUGACUGCAAAUGCUGGUUUACUGUGAAUCAGCAAAAUAAUAAUAAUAAUCACAUACUUGGAUAGUUACUGUAAAUAAUGUGCUGUUAAGUGUCCCUAAUGUGUUUUUUCUGUCAAGGGCAGGGACGAAUGUGGUAAUAUUUGUAUAUUCCUAAAAAUAACAGGUGCUUCUUUCUUUAGUACGAACUGAGGGAUGCUUGGUGCAAACUAAAUAGCUAAUUAUGUGCAGCUGACUGUCUCAGCAAAACCACUGACUUCCAAUGGAUGCUUGUAAGAGCUCUGUGGUGAACUGUGGGAGUGAAAGGACUCCAGUGUGAGAAAUUGGAGGCGGUGUUAAAAGAAAGAGGAGCAAUAUAUAUUUAUAUAUAAAUUACAGAGUUUAUAUUUUUGAGUAGAUUGCCUUCUAAUUCAUUUUUCAAGAGAAAAUAGCCAGUUACUCUGCAAGAAGGUACUUGAUCCACAGUCACAGAUUAUCUUUUUUUUUUUAAACGAUGGUCAGUAAAUUGUAAUACAUUCUGCACUAUGAUUGCUAAACAUGGAGAAAUCUCUGGAUUUUUGACCAACAGGCUGCAAGUGAUUUGGUACAGUCCAUCUUUUCCUAAUGUAUGACUUCUAAUAAAUUGUGUAAAUAUUUAUGUCAAA
This is a messenger RNA of Anolis sagrei ordinatus, 4829 nucleotides long. It is a transcript of the gene DENND2B, whose product is annotated as DENN domain containing 2B. Gene Ontology annotation, biological process: positive regulation of ERK1 and ERK2 cascade. Lineage: Eukaryota; Metazoa; Chordata; Lepidosauria; Squamata; Anolidae. The record is from RefSeq and is a predicted model, not a curated record.